This is a messenger RNA of Talaromyces rugulosus, 8097 nucleotides long. RefSeq lists its product as uncharacterized. Gene Ontology annotation, cellular component: CCR4-NOT core complex; P-body. Gene Ontology annotation, biological process: lipid storage; nuclear-transcribed mRNA catabolic process, deadenylation-dependent decay. Lineage: Eukaryota; Fungi; Ascomycota; Eurotiomycetes; Eurotiales; Trichocomaceae. Gene Ontology annotation, molecular function: molecular adaptor activity. The transcript has 8 exons. Bases 1 to 8097 code for a protein of 2698 amino acids. The record is from RefSeq and is a predicted model, not a curated record.
AUGACAUUCCCUCCCCCUCCUUCUUCCACCCAUUCAUCGAUUGCUUCUGGCACCGAGAAGUCUUCAGCAGCAAGGCUGUCAAGGCCCCAACAUUCAGCCUGGGGCACCCCUGGCUCUCAGUCAGGUCUCCGUCGCGGCCUGACUCCGCUCACCACCACCAACUUUUCAUCCACAACGGCCGCCGCCCCUUCCCGGAGGCCACCUCAAUCGAAUAGCCCAGGUGCUGGUAGUGCGGCACCAUCUCCCCUCUCUUCUACAUUCUCAGCUGUUCUCAGCUCCGCCAACCGCUCGCAGCACACAGUCCAUUCCGUCUCCUCUCCUAAGUCUCGGGCCCUGACGCCGUCUGCGGGCUCCCAGCUGGCAGGAAACAUCUCUGGAGGAGGCAGCGGGGGAGGCGGUGGGUUGGGAUCCUCUAGAGGUGUCGCUUUCUCUCCACUCUUGUCCGGCACCACUGUGAACUCUCCCACUGGCUUUGCCGACAAACCAGGCUCGAGUAUCAGCUCCGGUCAAUCCUCCCUUGCCAAAAUCUCCAUCGCGCAAGUCUAUCUCCUUUUAGACUCGAUUACGGAUAAAGAAGGGAAGGAAAAGUGGGAAACAAAAGCUGCUCAGAUUCACAAACUUGUCGAUUCCAACGGCAUGGAGGUCUUUUCUAAAUAUUUUCGCCGCCUUCUUACAGGCAAUUCUCCCCAAAUAUUCCCGGGUAUCAAUAAAGUCGUUGAAAAUGCAGGAAACUACCCUCUUCUGGUUCAGGAGAUGCAAAAAGUCUCCCAGGAUUUGGAUCAGGCACAGAAGAUCGCUGAAACUAUUGAUACCUCAGAAGGUGAUAUCUUUCGCGACUUUGAUUUGUCAACUUUCCUAGAUCAUUUUAAGCUUGAUGCUAUAGUCAAAGUAUCCCUGGCGCUGGCAUUCAAAUUCGCAAAUAAGUCGGACUUGCGUGCCAAAGCCGAUGCUAUUUUGGCGAACACCACGUCUCAAUUUACGCAGAGCUUAUUGAAUCCCACGGAAAGCACGAAAGAUUUCAGCAUUUCAUAUCUUGCUCUCACUCUGGAGCGCUUUAUUUUGUUCCCUCCACGGAAUUUUAAUGAUGACGCCAAGGGAAAAUUAGUACAGGCUGCGAGCUUGCGCUACCGGAACCAAACCACCGAGAUCCCUAUGGAAAUAUACAACGCUCUUCAGAUGUUCGAUUUCAGCAGUCCACGGCUGGCCAUUAUUCGACAGCUUCACCUGAGAGGAGGAAAAGCCACUGCCACCCAAGAUUCGGUGAAUGAUACCAUGGCAUCAGCUGGUCCUGAAAGCUGGGAGGAAGAGCCCGUUGGACUCGCUUUACUCUUCAUGUUGUUAUCGCAGCAUUUUCAACAAUAUUCGUUGGAAGUAUUUGUUCGAGCUGUCAAGUCCUAUUACGGUGACAAACCUAUCAAUUGGCCCGUGGUCCUGCGCACAUUUGAUCGCGAAACUCUGAGAGUUACACCUGCCCAAUUCAUCAAACUGUACUCGGCGCUUUUGAGCGUUGCUGUGGAGGAUUCAAGUUUGGAUAUCCAGAGACUUUGGGGUGGUGAUUGGGAACACCAACAAACCCAUCUUUCCUUUUUGAAUGCUUACCUGAACUCGCGCAUCGAUCCCUCGCAGAUUCCCAGUCUCCGGGCCACGUUCUCAUCACAGUUGUUUGAGGAUGCCCCUGAUCCUGUGCGCAUGCAAGCGGAAAUAGCCGACAAGUCACCCAUUCGGUCUCUUGAUGCCAUAAAAGCAGUUUUUGAUUUGGCCCUCUUCUCCCAGGCAUCAUGGAGUGCCCCAGAGAGUGGCUCGUUGAUCAAAACCGUCUUGUCGCAGGAUUUGCCUGUGUUUCUCCUUUCCUCGUUGGCGAUGCCGCAACCCUGGACAACCAUCCAACAGAGCUUGGUGUUGCGCACACUAGCGUUCUUUAUACUGAGACAAGAGGAAGGCUUUCAACUUGCGUUGUAUGGUGUAUGGAAAUCUGAUAGCCAAUGGCUUGCCGAACAACUAUUCACCAUGUUUACACAAGACCCGACCUCGACGGCUCCGAUCUACGAGAAUGCUGUUGAAUAUGGCUGGCUGGAUUACCUCUUAGGAUUUACUAAUGGUCUUGCCCUUGAUCUUGCAUCCUUGGCGCAUGGUAAGGCAGACUUCGAUCUUGAAAACUGGAUUCGAAAUGCCUCUCAAAAGGGGUCAAUGGACAUGGGUAAUUUGCUCUCGAAGUUCCUUCGGAUUAAAGCUGAAGAUGAGUUGCGCGUCCAACGAACGGAGCAGGCUUCUCCGCAAAUGGUCAGUCUCGCUGUGAAAACGGUUUACGCUUUACUUUCCAUCCUGGAGGACUAUAUUGUUGAUCAUGAAACGUUGACCCCGGUUCAACGGAUUUGUGUUCAAACCUACCCACGACUCAUCAACUACGGGGAGGGCUUUGACGACAUUAUCGAUAUAAAUAGCGAAACCGGCAAUGCUAUUCCUAAAGUCAUCGACGAACAAAUGCAAGAACUUUUUGGCAAGAUGUAUCACGAGGAGCUUUCCCUACGAGAAAUGUUGGAGCUUAUGAGGCGAUACAAAACAUCACGUGAUCCGACAGAACAAGACCUCUUUACUUGCAUGGUCCAUGGGCUCGUCGAUGAAUAUCACUGCUAUCAUGAAUAUCCUUUGGAAGCUCUUACCAAGACCGCUGUCAUGUUUGGGGGAAUCAUUAACUUUCGACUCAUCGAUGGCAUUCCUCUAAAGGUAGGACUAGGUAUGAUCUUGGAAGCUGUUCGAGAUCACCAACCGCAUGACCCGAUGUACAACUUUGGAGUUGAAGCUAUUGAGCAAUUGAUGAGCCGCUUGCCGGAGUGGGUAGGAUUUUGUCAUCUGCUGCUGCAAAUUCCAACUUUACAUGGCACUCCCAUCUCCCAGAAAGCCGAGGAGGUUUUGAGAGAACAGGGCCACCAAGCAGCAGAUGAAGCGAACCCAGCAAGAGUAAAUGGUGGCAUCGAUGACCAGGCCAUAACGAAUGGUGCUGUGGAUGACAGUGACUCGUCUCGCACAUUCCGUUCAGUACACAUCGGCCCUCCGUUACGCCCGGACAUUUACGAAGACCCCAAUGAAGAAAUUCAAGACAAGAUUCUCUUUGUGUUGAACAACGUCUCAGAGCAAAACAUUCACGAAAAGCUUCGUGACCUAAAGGACGUCCUCAAGGAUGAGCACCAUCAGUGGUUUGCGGCUUAUCUAGUCGAGCAACGUGCGAAGUUACAACCCAAUUUCCAGCGACUAUACCUGGAUCUCUUGGGCCUUGUUAGCAACCGGACAUUAUGGGCGGAAGUCCUUCGAGAGACCUACGUCAGCUCCAUUCGUUUGCUCAAUGCAGAGUCCACCAUGAGCUCUUCAACGGAACGUAGCCACCUAAAAAACCUAGGUGCCUGGCUCGGGUUGUUGACAAUUGCCAGAGACAAACCUAUCAAACAUAGAAACAUCUACUUCAAGGAGCUUCUCAUUGAGGGUUACGACAGUCAGCGCCUCAUGGUAGUCAUUCCUUUUACCUGCAAAGUGCUCCUACAGGCUGCCAAAUCGACUAUCUUCAAACCUCCAAAUCCGUGGCUCAUGGACAUACUUGGUUUACUGGUAGAACUAUAUCACUACGCUGAACUGAAACUCAAUCUCAAAUUCGAAAUCGAGGUUCUUUGUAAAGAUCUUGAUCUUGACCACAAGGCGAUCGAGCCCACCUCUGACAUACGGAAUCGUUCUCAACAAGGAGAGGAUGUACUCGCGGCCACCACCCUCCCAGAAGGCUUGGAAGUGUUUGAGGAUAUGUCCUUGGCAACUAUGAACCAAGGUAUCAGGACCGAGAGAUUGUCUCCUGCCGCUUUGUUAUCCACCCUACCAAGCCUGGACAAGAUCCUGGUAUUCCCAUCCUCUGCAAGCAGCAUGAUCGACACCAACGUUCUCCGACAAAUAGUUCAUACUGCGGUCGAGCGCGCCAUUGCGGAGAUUAUCACACCGGUUGUGGAACGCUCAAUCACCAUUGCUUCUAUAUCUACGGUCCAGCUCAUCUCCAAGGAUUACACCAUGGAGCCAGAUGAAGAAAAGGUACGCCAUGCCGCAAGAACCAUGGUUCGACAGCUUGCUGGUAGCUUGGCUCUUGUUACUUGCAAAGAGCCUCUAAAAAUGAGCAUGACGAACUACAUUCGGAUGAUACAACAAGAAUUUUCCGAGCAGCCUAUGCCUGAGGGGCUUAUUUUGAUGUGUGUGAACGACAAUCUUGAUGCUGCAUGUGGUAUUGUUGAAAAGGCUGCCGAAGAAAAGUCUAUCCCUGAAAUCGAGAAGGUUAUAGAGCCACAAUUGGAAGCCCGCCGACGUCAUAGAGCCGCAAAACCCAAUGAACCUUUCGUGGAUCACACGAUAAAUCAAUGGGGUCUAUAUAUUCCUGAGCCUUAUCGUCAAGUGCCGGGCGGAUUGAAGAAAGAACAAUUGGCAAUUUAUGAGGAUUUUGCUCGUCAAUCCAGGGGACCAUCUUCAACUCAUCUCCAGACUGCAUCUACGGAUUCUGGCAGGCAGUUGCCUGAUGUACUUCAAGAAUCAUACCCAGCCAUCCCUAACCUUUCUACCCCUGCCGAGGCUCCUGCGGUGCCGCAUCAAACGUCACAGACCCAACAAGAGGGUCGUUUGCAACAAUCAACAGUUAACGCUCAAUCUCAGUUGAAUGGUUUCAUUGAAGCCCAAAGCCCUCGCGAGAAAGUGGAAAGUCUCAUUGUCGGGCUUCAGCAGGAUGCUCGAAAUGCUCCAGAGGAACACAUCAAGGAUCUCAGCAGCGACAGUGCUGUUAUACAAGAUUAUAACCAAAUCUUGCGCAGCAUCAUCAGUUCUCCAAAUGGCGAGGAUUUUGCAAGACUAACAUGUCUAAAGAUCUGCAAUAAUCUUUAUUCUCAGACCGAGGGUUCGUUGGAGAUUGACGUGCUAGUUAACCUGCUUGCUAAGAUCUGUGAUAUGUCGUCAAUCGUGGCAAGAUAUACAUGGGCACUUUUGUCUGAUAUUAAUGAAGACCACUUGUUUAAGGUUCCCGUUACGGUUGCUCUUAUCGAUGCCGGGCUUCUCGAUCUCCGACGUGUUGACAUGCUGUUGACCAAGUUGAUUCUUCAAAAGGAGAACACUGCUUUGGCUAUUUUAUCUACUGUCCUGGAUCGUGUUCUAUUCAAUGAUGAACCAUCUGUGUUGAGAUCGGACUUUUCGGGCAGCCUUGAGGCCAUGAACCAAUGGCUAGUAGACGAUCCAACUUUGUCAGUUGCCACCGAAAUGGUACGCAAACUCCGGGAAUCUGGUAUACCGGAAGUCGUCAACCCAUUGUUGAGUGACAAGGCCAGAUCCAAGCGGGAUCAGAUGGAGUAUAUCUUUAGUGAAUGGAUUGGAGUGUACAAAUUCGCUGGUGCUACCGAUCGUACCUAUCAUUCGUUCCUGAAGGAUCUACACAACAGACAGGUCAUGAACAGUCAGGAGGACUCGGCUCUGUUUUUCAGAUUGAGUAUCGACAUUUCUGUCGCCAUGUUCGAACAUGAGUCGCAGAACCCGAACGGCAGCCUCGACGAAGCUUUCCUAUACAUCGAUGCUCUCGCAAAAUUGAUCAUUCUGCUUGUUAAAUACCAAGGUGAAAGCCCCGGCGCGGUCAAGGCUAGCAAGCCCGUGUACUUUGAUGCCAUACUCUCCUUGUUGGUCUUGGUCCUCAACCACCACCAAGUCAUGCGGGGUGAUGCUUUCAACCAACGCGUAUUUUUCAGACUCUUCUCGAGUAUCCUUUGCGAGUAUACGUCAUCUGGAUUGCCGUCAACUGAGCAAAAUCAGAAUAUGAUGUUUGCAUUUGCCAGCAGGUUUUUAACCCUGCAGCCAAAGUACGCUCCGGCGUUCGUGUAUGGGUGGCUUUCGCUCAUUUCUCACCGCGUUUUCAUGGCCGGCAUGCUCCGUAUGCCUGAGCAAGCGGUUUGUAUCCCCUCUGUUUUACAGCAAGACCAGUGCGAACUAACAUGGCAACAGGGAUGGGAACCAUACUGCGAAAUUAUGCAAGCACUUCUUUCCUACAUGGGAGAACAACUGAAGCCAGGGAAUGUGACAUAUUUUGCGAAGGAUCUAUACAAGGGCGUGUUAAGAAUUCUUCUAAUCUUGCACCAUGACUUCCCCGAGUUUGUGGCGGAAAACCACUUUCAAUUUUGCAACGUGAUACCAUCGCAUUGCGCUCAAUUGCGCAACCUCAUUCUCAGCGCAUACCCAUCGUCUUUCCAUAAACUUCCCGAUCCUUUCCGUGAGGGAUUGAAAGUGGAGCGGCUAGAAGAAAUGCGUGAGGCUCCGCGAAUCACCGGGGAUUUAGUCACUCCUUUACAGGAGGCCAACAUCAAGAACGCGGUUGACUCAGCACUGAAAGGCAGCACACCUAAUGAAGCCGCCAUUCAGACAAUCCGUGACAGCCUCUGCAACCCGAAAACGAAGGAUACUGGCCUUUUCUGGACCCCGAUUAAUGUUGAUGUGGUCCUAAUUAACGCAUUGGUUCUGUAUAUUGGUCAACAGGCGGUAUCCUCAGGCGGAUUCCAAGGUGGCAACCGAGCAGCUUUUGAUGAUUCUCCUCACUCGCUCUUACUGGAGAGACUGGCCAAAGUCCUCCACCCCGAGGCUCGUUACUACCUAUUGAGUGCCAUGGCAAAUCAACUACGGUAUCCGAAUAGCCACACCUACUAUUUCAGUUUUGCCAUCCUCCAGUUGUUUGGCGUUGACUACUCCGAGCAACAAGAUUCGGAUAUUCGCCAGCAAAUCAUCCGGGUCCUAUUGGAACGUCUUAUUGUUCACCGACCGCAUCCAUGGGGCCUGAUCAUCACUCUGCAAGAGCUCCUUCAGAACCGAAGUUACACUUUCUUCCGGUUGCCAUUUAUUCAAGCGGCGCCAGAGACUAGUGACAUCACCCGGGUCGAUUGCUCGCAUCAUUGUUUUCCUCCUGCGUUCUCGUAUUUCAUUCUACCGGUGCUUAGGUCUUGUGGCAUUUACGGUAUAUCAGUCAUGGAGGAAAAGGAGUACUUUUCAGACGAGGAAUACGACAAUGAGGCGCCGUUUCUGUGGAGAGUGCUGGGCGGCAUUACAGCUCCUUUUCGCGCUUUGAUCUCGAAGGAAGCUCAGAAAGCUUACUUGGGGACUUUUCUAUUCCUCAUCACGUCUAUUGGACUCUUUUUUGUUGCUGCUGUAGGGUACUGCAUAUUCUACUCCAACUACAUUCCUCAAAUUGGACUGGAACGCGUUGUGCAUUUACAGUUCAGUGACGGAGCUCCAUGGGGUACAGCUACACUCGGCUCCGGGCUGACCUCUCUGCAACAAUACGACGUGAGCGUGUCCCUACAUCUACCGCGAACGCCGACGAACCUAGCUACUGGCAAUUUUAUGCUUGAUUUGACAUUGCUGUCUCCUCAUGGCUCUACUGGCAAGCCGAAUGUAUCGGAAGCUUUAAUAGCGAAUUCGCGACGCUCGGCAAUCUUGACGUAUGCCUCUCCGCUCGUGGACACGGCUCGCAAAGUGUCUCGCAUGCCCUUAUACAUUGUGGGUCUGCAGCGAGAGGAAGAAAAGUUAGAAGUUCAAAUGAUGGAGGAUGUGGAAUUUUCCCGAGGCUGGCGUAAUAUCCCGAGCAGUCUGAGGCUUGAAAUCCACAGUCGCGAACAAAUGCAAGUAUACGAUGUGCGAGUCAAAUUCAAAGCCAGGUUCACUGGGCUGAGAUGGCUUAUGUACAAUUGGAGGAUUUUAUCAUUCUUCACUUUCACGUCAAUGUUUUGGUCGGUGUCGAUGAUCUCUGCCAGCGUAACUUGGCUGUCAUUUUCAACAUUUUUGAAGUCGAGAGACCGCGAUGAUAAUGCUAAGAUCAAGAAAGAGGAUGACGAGGGCGACAUAAAUACCGUGAAGGAGGAUCCAGAUACGCUACGAGGAAAGAGUGAAGAGAAAUCAAUAAAAGACGAAGAAGAAAUCGAAGAAUCAACAGGAAUACCACCUUUCAGAACCGAUUAUACUGACUAUCAAGACGACUCGGGGCUGGGUACAGGGCUUGACAGGCAGACGGCGCAGCGGCGUCGAAGCCACUUGCAAGGUCAGGACGAUGAAUAA